CUCAGCUGUGAAUCGCUUGUAGAAGGAGUGCGUCGUAGACUAGAUAAUUUUGUGCUGUAUUUGAAAUGUACUCGCAGACUCAAGGAGAGAUCUCUCCCACCCAACUUGACACUAUGACAAGGGAGUUGCUAAUGAAAAAUAUAUCAGCUCUGAAGGUUGAAGCAGGCUUUAGACACAUUGAAAACGGCACGAGGAGUGGAGAGCAGACUGGCAAUGAUCGAGUGUCAGAUGCUUUUGAGAUCAUUAAAGAAGAGAACUUGUCAGCAGAGGGCAGAGUCUACCGAAGGAAGAAGAAAAUGAAGGAGGAAGAUAAAUUGGAAAAGGUUGAGAAAGAUUAUCUUAAAGCCUGCAGGCAAUUAAAAGUUUUAUGAAGUGGACAAAGGAUAUUGUCCAAGAAAUUUGACAGUUCAGCACUUAUGUAAAGAAGAAAGAUUCACGUAUUUUUAGUUCUGUGUUGACAAAAGUCAGAACCAUUAUUUAUCUCACGAUUCUGCAUUUAGGAUCAUGAGUGACAACUUUUAUUUUCCAUGUUUGUUUGAAACAUAACUUUGUUACUACUACUGUGUUCAUAAAAUUAAUUGGAAUUAAUUCUUUGUUUAAAAGACAAAUUUUAUUAAGCAAAUUUCAUUGUACAGUUUGAAAGCUAAAUAAAAAUAUGACUUUAA
Molecule: messenger RNA, 665 nt
Organism: Zootermopsis nevadensis
Lineage: Eukaryota; Metazoa; Arthropoda; Insecta; Blattodea; Termopsidae
Source: RefSeq, a predicted model, not a curated record